AUGCUGCCGGGAAGACUAUUACCGACGUCACUGGCAUCAAAACUACAAAUCUCUCUCCGUUCCAUUGUAACAGGCUCCUCAUCACCAUCUCCGCCAAUGUCUGGUCUUCCCGCGCAGCGCGUCGUGGUCUGCGGUGGCGGAGUCAUCGGCGCCUGCACGGCUUACUACUUAUCCAAAAAGGCCGCAGCCGUCACGCUCGUCGAGCAAUCCUCCGUGGCUUGCGCCGCCUCUGGCAAGGCCGGCGGGUUCCUCUCUCUCGACAUGUGCGACGGCGAGCCUAUCGCCGCCCUCGCUCGCACCGGCUACAAUCUCCACCGUUCGCUCGCCCAAGAGCUCAAUGGCCCGGAGUCGUACGGGUACCGCCCGCUCACCUCCCUGCUCGUCACCGUCAAGGAAUCUUCGUCCGCACAGCCCAGCGAGGGCCUGCCUUCUUGGGUUGACGGGCCGGCUGCCGGCCCAGAAACGGUUUGGACAGCGGAAACAACGGCUCAACUGCACCCGCAGUUGUUUACCAGGGCUGUUCUGGCGAAGGCGGUGGAGAGUUAUGGUGUGGAGGUGGUGAUGGGGAAAGUGGAGAGGGUAGGGGUGGUGGAGGAGGAGGAGGAGGGAAGAGGGCGAGUUGACUCUGUGGUUUUGGCGGGUGGGCGAGUGAUCGAGGCGGACUCGGUGGUGUUAGCACUUGGGCCGUGGAGCGGAAAGUUUGAGAUGUUGAGUUCAUUGUUCAGGGUAUAUGGGAUCCGGACACAUAGUAUAGUCUUAGAGCCUAAAAACCCAGAUGUUCUAACGCCACAUGCUGUUUUCUUGGAUUACUAUCCGGCCGAGGGAGGUCACAUGGAACCCGAGGUGUAUGCCCGCCCGACAGGGGAGGUGUACUUGUGUGGGGUUUCAUCACAGAUGGAGGUGCCAGAUGAUCCGGAACAGAUAACUGUCAACCCCGAGUCAAUAAAGGUGUUAAAGAGAGUGGCCGGGACUCUGUCAAGCCAUUUAGCAGCAGGAGAGGCACGAGUGAAGGCAGAGCAAGCCUGCUUCUUGCCAUACACGGAUGAUAAAGUGCCUGUAAUAGGUGAGCUUCCUGGGGUGAAGGGAUGUUAUGUGGCCACCGGGCAUUACGCUUGGGGGAUUCUUACUGGUCCUUCGACUGGUGCUGCAGUUGCUGAGCUUGUUUUAGACGGGCAAUCUAAAAUUGUUGAUCUCACAAAUUAUAGUCCAGCCAGAUUUGUUGGUGGGCAGAGAAAGGAUUAA
This is a messenger RNA of Turnera subulata, 1242 nucleotides long. NCBI's taxonomy places the organism in Eukaryota, Viridiplantae, Streptophyta, Magnoliopsida, Malpighiales, Passifloraceae. The record is from the annotation of a GenBank genome assembly.